CCCAUAUAAAAGGACUGUUCUGAUCUUGAGGGGUUUGUCUCUCCGCCUGUCUCACAGGACAGCUGUCUUCUUGUUGCUUUUAUCUUUUUCUCUUCAUCGUCUGAAAAAUCUCCAUCCGUAGAAAUGGAAGCUGUGAAGAAGAAGAUGCUGAUGCUGAAGCUGGAUAAGGAGAACGCUCUGGACCGAGCCGAGCAGGCAGAGGCUGACAAGAAAGCAGCUGAGGACAGGAGUAAACAGCAUGAAGAUGAACUUCUUCAGAUGCAGAAGAAGCUGAAGGGAACAGAAGAUGAGCUGGAUAAGUACUCAGAAGCUCUGAAGGAUGCUCAGGAGAAGCUGGAGGUGGCUGACAAGAAGGCUGCUGAUGCUGAGGCGGAAGUGGCUUCCCUCAACAGACGCAUUCAGCUUGUGGAGGAGGAGUUGGACCGAGCUCAGGAGAGGCUGGCUACAGCUCUGCAGAAGCUGGAAGAAGCUGAGAAGGCAGCUGAUGAGAGCGAAAGAGGGAUGAAGGUGAUUGAGAACCGAGCUCUGAAGGAUGAAGAAAAGAUGGAGCUCCAGGAGAUUCAGCUGAAAGAAGCCAAACACAUCGCAGAGGAAGCUGAUCGCAAGUAUGAAGAGGUGGCUCGGAAGCUGGUGAUUGUGGAAGGAGAGCUGGAGCGAACGGAGGAAAGGGCAGAACUGGCUGAGGCUAAAUGUGCAGAGCUGGAGGAAGAACUGAAGAACGUCACCAACAACCUGAAGUCUUUAGAGGCUCAGGCUGAGAAGUACUCACAAAAAGAGGACAAGUAUGAGGAAGAAAUCAAGAUCCUCACUGACAAGCUGAAAGAGGCUGAGACCAGAGCCGAGUUUGCUGAGAGGUCCGUAGCCAAGCUGGAGAAGACCAUUGAUGACUUAGAAGAUGAGCUAUACGCUCAGAAACUGAAGUACAAAGCCAUCAGUGAAGAACUGGACCACGCCCUUAAUGACAUGACCUCCAUCUGAACCCCCACCUCCACCUCAACCCCCCACCCUGACCAUCGCUCCAGCCCAUCUGAUAGACGUUGUUCAGUCUGUGGCUCGUGUUCUGUCCUUGUCUGUUUGUUCAUCAUCAUUUUGCCUUUUCCACUGUGUCAUGGUGCAGAAAAAAACAUGUCUUGAUCAACGAA
Messenger RNA from Nothobranchius furzeri (turquoise killifish), 1142 nucleotides. RefSeq names its product tropomyosin 3 (gene tpm3). Gene Ontology annotation, cellular component: actin filament. Gene Ontology annotation, molecular function: actin filament binding. NCBI's taxonomy places the organism in Eukaryota, Metazoa, Chordata, Actinopteri, Cyprinodontiformes, Nothobranchiidae. The record is from RefSeq and is a predicted model, not a curated record. Gene Ontology annotation, biological process: actin filament organization; muscle contraction.